AUGGCAGAUAACUCCGAGCCUUCAUCAGAUGUAUUAUCAUCUUCGAAUGAAUCUGUAGUUCAAUACCAUGGAUUUUGGAGCCACAAGUGUUUCUUGCAAGGAACAGAAGAAAUGAGGAGCGAGUUUGAAGCACGCUCAGAUGACAUAAUAUUGGCUUCGUCUUUCAAGACAGGUACUACCUGGAUUAAAGCUCUAGUCUACGCCAUUCUUACCUGCAAAGACUUCGACCUUGAAGAUCCUGCUUAUCCUCUCAAUCAAACAAGCCCUCAUGAACUUGUUCCCAACUUAGAAAUACAGCUUUAUGGCCCCUUUGCCAAUUUAACCCCCGAGUCUGUAUCUCUGUUUCCCCGUGUAUUUCAUACCCAUGUUCCAUAUCAAGCAUUGCCCGACUCUAUUAAAUCCUCAGGCUGCAAAAUUAUUUAUGUCGCCCGCAAUCCCAAGGACACUUUUGUUUCAUUGUGGGAAAUGGUGGUCAAUAAAUUAGACAACAAGAACGCCUAUGUGUCCAAAGAUGAAGCGCUAGAGGGUUUUUGCAGGGGGUUUUACCACAGCGGCCCCUUUGCUGAUCAUGUAACUUCUUAUUGGCGUGAGAGAAAGAAGAGAAAUAUUUUGUGCCUUACUUAUGAAGAUCUUAAGGCAGAUCCUGUUGCUUGUAUUAGGGUUUUGAGUGAUUUUAUUGGGUCUUCCUGGGUUAAGGAGGAGGAUAUGAAGAACAUUGCUCGAAAGUGCAGUUUUGAGUCGCUUUCUCAAAUUGAGGCCAACAAAAAUGGAGAGCUCAAUCUGCGUGGAAUUCAUCUAAGAACUGACAGUUUCUUCAGGGAAGGAAAAGUGGGUGGAUGGAAGAAGUCUCUAACAGCUGAGAUGAAUGCAAUGAUGGAUAAGAUGAUUGAAGAGAAGCUUUCGGUUGUGGCAGACUUAGGCCUGCAAUUCAAAUACGAGUUAGCAGAUGGAGAUGGUGAAUUGGAUGAACAAUCUAAGAAGACAGAAGAGAUCAAACUGUUGGGACGUUGUUCCUUAUUUGGGGAUUUGGGUGCCUAG
Messenger RNA from Cryptomeria japonica (Japanese cedar), 1038 nucleotides. Its product is annotated as cytosolic sulfotransferase 12-like. Gene Ontology annotation, molecular function: sulfotransferase activity. Gene Ontology annotation, biological process: sulfation. The coding region runs from base 1 to 1038 and encodes 345 amino acids. Lineage: Eukaryota; Viridiplantae; Streptophyta; Pinopsida; Cupressales; Cupressaceae. Gene Ontology annotation, cellular component: cytoplasm. The record is from RefSeq and is a predicted model, not a curated record. The transcript has a single exon.